GCGGCGCCCGGCAGCGAGGCGGGCGCUGCCGGCCGGGACUCCGGCAGUGCCCACCAACCGCUCCGCCCCGGGACCGCCAGCAUGAGCAAGCCGGCAGGAUCAACAAGCCGCAUUUUAGAUAUCCCCUGCAAAGUGUGUGGUGACCGCAGCUCGGGGAAACACUACGGGGUCUACGCUUGCGACGGCUGCUCGGGGUUUUUCAAGAGGAGUAUCCGAAGGAAUAGGACAUAUGUCUGCAAAUCUGGAAACCAGGGAGGCUGCCCGGUAGACAAGACACACAGGAACCAGUGCAGGGCGUGUCGGCUGAAGAAGUGUUUGGAAGUCAACAUGAACAAAGAUGCUGUGCAGCACGAGAGGGGUCCUCGGACAUCCACCAUUCGCAAACAGGUGGCCCUCUACUUUCGUGGACACAAGGAGGAGAACGGGGCAGCCACGCACUUCCCGUCCGCUGCUCUGCCAGCUCCCGCCUUCUUCACCGCGGUCACACAGCUGGAGCCGCACAGCCUGGAGCUGGCCGCAGUGUCCGCCACUCCAGAGCGUCAGACCCUCGUGAGCCUGGCUCAGCCCACACCCAAGUACCCCCACGAAGUGAAUGGUACCCCAAUGUAUCUCUAUGAAGUAGCCACAGAGUCAGUGUGUGAAUCAGCUGCCAGGCUUCUUUUUAUGAGCAUCAAGUGGGCUAAGAGUGUGCCAGCUUUUUCCACGCUGUCUUUGCAAGACCAGCUGAUGCUUUUGGAAGAUGCUUGGAGAGAACUGUUUGUUCUAGGAAUAGCACAAUGGGCCAUUCCGGUUGAUGCUAACACUCUACUGGCUGUAUCUGGCAUGAAUGGUGACAACACAGAUUCCCAGAAGCUGAACAAGAUCAUAUCUGAAAUACAGGCUUUACAAGAGGUGGUGGCUCGGUUUAGACAGCUCCGGUUAGACGCUACUGAAUUUGCCUGUCUGAAAUGCAUUGUCACUUUCAAAGCUGUUCCUACACACAGUGGUUCUGAACUGAGAAGUUUCCGGAAUGCUGCCGCCAUUGCAGCUCUUCAAGAUGAGGCUCAGCUAACUCUCAACAGCUACAUCCAUACCAGAUACCCCACGCAGCCUUGCCGCUUUGGAAAACUCCUGUUGCUUUUGCCAGCUUUACGUUCUAUCAGCCCAUCAACCAUAGAAGAAGUGUUUUUCAAAAAAACCAUCGGCAACGUGCCAAUUACAAGACUGCUUUCAGAUAUGUACAAAUCCAGUGAUAUCUAAGCUCUCAAAGUACCCACUUUUCAGGAUGGGACAGUAUCAGAUGAACUUCUACCCAUGGAGAACAAGCCUCAACUAACAAACCCUUCAGGAAGCAGAAACCUGGGAAUGUGUAGCCUUCAGGAAAAAAAUGCCAACUGACACACAACAGUUCCAGUAGCUAAGACCUGCUGCCUCCACCAGGGCAGGGCAGCCAGGAAGGAAAGGGGGUGCAAGAGGACUGCGUGGCAGCUGCUGUGCCCUGGGAGGGGAAAACUGGGGGCUGCCACAGGCCGAGCUGUUCUGCCUCUGACCUGGAAGAUCUGGCCAAGCUUCAAAAGCUGAAAGACGAGUCGUACUUUCCUUUCCUUAUUAGCACAUAGAGUUGGGUGAUCCAAUAUAGUUCUGUGUAUAACAUCGUACUGCAGCCUUCGGAACUAUGUUAUGUUGGAGAAUUUAUUUUAAAAAGAAUGGUUAGGUUUGAAAUCAAGAGUAUUAUCAAAAGUUUCCCUUCUAUUGUAAUACAUCAUUAAGUGGCCUUCAGAACCGAGUUAAUACGUGAAAAUUAGCUUAUGCUGUGUGAUUUGCUUUUCCUCUAUCUCCUUUCCCCCUUUCUCUUCUUUUUUUUUCCUUGUCUUCUUCUCCACACCUCCCCCCCCCCGCCCCCGCCAACUUUUCCUUUUCCUUCUCUUUUAAUACCAUAGGCCAGGCAACCUUGUCAAAGGAAUUGGUGGACAUAAAUGAGAUUCUCACCAGGAUUUCAGGUUGGAUGACAUCUCAAAGAUAGAAGAGCUUUACUAAAAAGAACACAAGUCGAGGGAAGAUGAGUAAAAACAGCAAAACCAAAUAAAGUGGAGAUGAGUGAUUGAGUGAGGCAGAUUGCUGUCCCUUUAAGGUCGUGCUGAAACCAAAGGCAAUGGGGUCCACACUCGUGGUUCAGCAAGUCACAGCAGACGGUAAACAAAAGCGGACACAAUGCCAGAAGGAACUUCAAGGAGAUGAGCACCAAGCAGUUUCCCUAUUGAUCCAUUGCUAACAGCCUGAGACUCUUCAAUGCCUUUCAGAAAACUCUGGUUUCUAGUAAAGCCUUGAAUGCCCGCCCGCGCUCGCGCACACACACACACACACACAGGCACACACGCACGCGCGCGCGCACACACACACAUGCACCACAUCAUCCUAUGCUAUAAGCUGCUCCUUUGGUAUGAAUCUAUACUUAUGGAAAUGUAGAAACAAACAUUUUUAAAUAGCUGCUGUACUUUUCACAUUUUGAUUUAUUAGGUACUAGCACUGAGAAGAAAAUUUCAGCACUUGGACUAUCAUAGGAGGAGUAAAACUUUUCUUGUACAAAGUGAAUUAACUGAUUUGUGAAGUUAAAAGGUUGUACUCAUUGUAUUUACA
This is a messenger RNA of Marmota monax (woodchuck), 2616 nucleotides long. It is a transcript of the gene Nr2e1, whose product is annotated as nuclear receptor subfamily 2 group E member 1. Gene Ontology annotation, molecular function: nuclear receptor activity; RNA polymerase II cis-regulatory region sequence-specific DNA binding; zinc ion binding. Bases 82 to 1239 code for a protein of 385 amino acids. NCBI's taxonomy places the organism in Eukaryota, Metazoa, Chordata, Mammalia, Rodentia, Sciuridae. The transcript has 9 exons. The record is from RefSeq and is a predicted model, not a curated record. Gene Ontology annotation, biological process: negative regulation of transcription by RNA polymerase II; cell differentiation; anatomical structure development.